AUGGGAGGCCACAGAGCGACCAAGGCCAGGUACUCGUCCACUUCGACGGCAGAUCAGGAAGCUGCACAGUUCAGAGUAUAUAGACAAGAGUUUCUGGAGCUCCUAUUUCUCACUGAGGAAGACGAGAAGGUCCGUGAGGGAGCUGAUGGACCAAUUCAUGAGAAAGCAGUUGGUCUUGGGAGUUGA
Perkinsus marinus ATCC 50983 is the source of this 186-nucleotide messenger RNA. RefSeq lists its product as hypothetical. The record is from RefSeq and is a predicted model, not a curated record. The transcript has 2 exons. NCBI's taxonomy places the organism in Eukaryota, Perkinsozoa, Perkinsida, Perkinsidae. The coding region runs from base 1 to 186 and encodes 61 amino acids.